UACCCCUCACAAUAGUAGCGGAAAAAGUAACGGGAGAGAAAGUAGAGCGUGCGAGGAACGGAAGGACCCUCCGAGCGCGUGGCUAGGAGGUCUGGGGAAGGUGCACGAGAGCUGGAUCUUGCAGGACUUUUGCAGGACAGUGGCUGAAACAAGCGUGAGAGCGGCACAAUGUCACGAUCUGAUGAGCUGAACAAAAUGACAGAAAAUGUCUACAAGGGCAUCCUGGACCAGUUUAACCCCAGUCUGAAGAACUUUGUCACAAUGGGGAAGCAUUAUGAGAAAGCUCUGACAGGAGUAACCGUUGCAGCUAAGGGCUACUUUGAUGCACUGGUCAAACUCGGGGAACUGGCCAGUGACAGCCAAGGCUCCAAAGAACUGGGUGAUACACUGUUCCAGAUGGCUGAAGUGCACAGACAAAUCCAAGUGCAGUUAGAAGAUGUGCUGAAGCUGUUUCACUCCGAACUACUCUCGCAGCUGGAGCAGAAACUGGAUCUGGAUAUCAAAUACCUCACCGCAACCCUGAAGAAGUACCAGAAUGAGCGCAAGUCGAAGGCGGAGUCUAUCGAGCGCUGCCAAUCACAGCUAAAGAAGCUGCGCAGGAAGAGCCAGGUCGGCCGCCAUCCCAACAAAUACGGAGACCGAGAGAUGCAGUAUGUAGAAUUAAUGAGUCGUCGGCAGACCGAGCUGGAUACUCUGGUUGCUGUGGGUUACCGUUCAGCUCUGACUGAGGAGAGGAGGAGAUACUGCUUCCUGGUGGACCGCCAGUGUUCUGUCACCAAGCUGCUGAUCAACUACCACUGCAAGGUGCGGGAGCUUCUUUCCCAAAAGUUGUUGUCCUGGCAACAGUCCUGCUCCCAACCAACAAAACUACCGGAGCGCGCACUCAGCCUGCUACGCCAUACCACCCCCCAGUGCCCAGGGGCUGCUGGGAUAGCAGAGGUCCUCCGACAUGCCAAACUGGACAGUGCACAGUCUGGGGAACAGAGGUUGUCCAUCCAGGAAGUUCCUCCCCUACUGAACGGGGAGGCCAGCAGUCGCACCCGGCAGCAGCAGGGGGAAGGGACGUCCAGCUCGGCUGCUCCCGUUCCUCGCUCUCUGGCCCUUCCGUCUGCCACCGGCACACCGCAGCGCGCCCCUCAGAACGACUCCACCCACGAUGCCAGUACCGCCCCUCAGAACGACUCCACCCACGAUGCCAAUACCGCUGCAAGCCCCACCAGUUUCCAGCAGACCACUGUGCAGGCGGCGGGGAGUGUUUCCGGCCUGCAGUCUGCCCCAUUGGCUGUUUCUGCCUCUCUGUCCCUCAGCACCAGUUCUGCCCCGCCCCUCAGCUGCCUUCGGGGUCUGGCCCUUCCCUCCAACGCCCCCCACAGCCCACCGCUGCCCCACAGUGCACCGCUCUCCCGUGCCCUCACUCCUGUGCCCUUUGCCCUCCAGCGUGGCAGUGCCACCUCUCCCCCAGCCCAUAAUCCUCUGUUCCUCAAGGCCACUGAGCUCUAUGCAACAUCCACACUGCCGUUGCCACGGAAACAGCCCAGCGAGGUGCGGGCGGGGGUCUUUGGCUCUACUCUGCCCCGUGUACUCCCUCUCUCUGCUCCCUCUUGUGUGGAGGCACUGUUUCCCCACUCCCCAAGCUCAGCGGAAGGAGGCCUAGGAGGAGGAGGAGGAGGAGAAGGAGGAGGAGGAGGAGGAGGAGGCUCGUGCCUGCUCUCCUUCCGACCUGGGGAUGUUCUGAGCCUGCUGAUCAGUGAGCCACGGGACGGCUGGCACUAUGGACACAACCAGAGGACCGGAAGGAAAGGCUGGUUUCCCUUCUCCUACACUCAGGCGCUCCCAAACACACUGGAACAGCAGGAGAUCCCCUCUCCUCUGCUGUCGAAGGUGAACAGCACAAGCAUGGGGCAGCUGGACAGACUGCCCCCUGGUGGUGAGCUGCAGCAGGUCACCCUGGACUCAGAGGAGGAGGGGAGUGUGGCUUCGAAGCGUGUGAGCACUUUCCGACCUAGACCCUACAGCAUGGUUCUGGCUGAGCGCUCCUCCCCCCCUCCACCACCCACCAGGACCAAUCCAUUUGCUCAUAUUCGGCUGAGGAAGACGGUGACCAAUGAUCGCUCCGCUCCUCUCAUUGAGUAGGAUCUCUGUUUUCAUGUUGAAAUGGGUAUUGAAUAUGCAUUUAUUUUAUGCUAAUUUCAUGCAACAUAUGACAACACGUAUUAAUAAUUAUCUUAGAAAUGUUAGAGAGUAAAGCUCCUUCACUGUUGGCUGUAAGGACCUAAAACAUAUUUUGAAGUAUUUUGAAUCGCUCAGUAGCAAAAAAGAUAUAUCUGUGAAGUUAAACAUUUACAAUAUGUGAGCUUGAUUUCUUGAGUGAAUUUCUAAAUCUCCAUGAGCAUACAAUAGAUUUGAAGAAACAAAAAGUACAGUGAGUUUAAAAAUAACAAAAUGACUGUGUUUUAAAAUAACAGUCAUGCUAUAGUCGGUAUUCACACUGUAGGCUGGGUCGUGGCUGUGUGUGUGUGUUGUGCUGGGUCUUGUUUGUGGGGUGUGUGUGAGUGUUGGGGUGGAUCUUGGCUGU
Electrophorus electricus (electric eel) is the source of this 2575-nucleotide messenger RNA. RefSeq names its product BAR/IMD domain-containing adapter protein 2. Gene Ontology annotation, biological process: plasma membrane organization; actin filament bundle assembly; positive regulation of actin filament polymerization. The record is from RefSeq and is a predicted model, not a curated record. Gene Ontology annotation, molecular function: protein binding; cytoskeletal adaptor activity. Lineage: Eukaryota; Metazoa; Chordata; Actinopteri; Gymnotiformes; Gymnotidae. Gene Ontology annotation, cellular component: cytosol; nucleoplasm.